ACCCGCUCCCAGUUCCCGCCCUCCUUCCGUGCCCGAGUACACCUUUAACGCAUGCGUCGUGUGGAAGGUGGGCACUUCCGCCGCCCACUCCGGAACCGUCUGUUCUAGCGGGGGUUUCCGCGGAGACAAAUAAAGCCGUCAGCGCGGAAGUAGCGUGGGCCGGGUCAGGCGCAGUCAUGUCGGCCGCGUUGCUGCGAAGGGGUCUCGAGCUGCUGGCGGAAUCCGAGGCCUCCCGGGCCGCGCCAAGCCAGGCCAAGCCGAGCGGAGCUCGGCUGAAGCGGACUCGGAAGGCGAAGGCGAGCCAGGCCCAGAAACUGCGAAACUCAGCCAAGGGAAAGGUGCCCAAAUCGGCGCUGGCUGAGUACCAGAAGCGAGAGUGUCACAACCACCUCAGAACAAACCUGAAGUUUAUGACCAGCAAGAGAAGCACGGUAGAGGAGUCUGUGACCCAACAGAUUCUGCGCCAAAACCGGGGCCGCAAGGCCUGUGACCAGCCUGUGGCCAAGACUAAGAAGAAGAAGGUAGCCGAGGGUACUGUGUUCACUGAGGAAGACUUCCAGAAGUUCCAACAAGAAUACUUUGGCAGCUAGGCUUCCUGGAGGGACCCAUGGGAGAGGCACUUGGGCCCAUCUUCCUAGGACUUCCCUGCCUCUGCUGGCCUUGGGACUCAGCCAAGCCAGGCACAGCCAGCAGAUGGCGAUGCACACCAGCCUGUUUCAAGGAAGCCCCACAGCGGGAAGCACUGGAAGACAGGAAUGGAGCUAAUGAGCUAGAAGCUUAGAAGCCUUGGAGCAGAUUUAUACUCAAACUGGAGCUGAUCUUUCAGGCUUGGUUGUUGAAAGAGUCAUGAGGGGCCAUUUGCACCUGCCAGAAAAGAACACUUCUUUUUGCUUUGCCCAGGUAAGGCCUCUGGGCUGUUUGUCGGUAAUGGGCCCUUAGGGAUUACACUCCAGGAACAUGAAGGUGGCUGCUGGAUGGGCUUCUGGGCCCUAAUAAACAUGGACCUGAGCUAUGUGCUACUGAUCUUUUAUGGGGUGUCUUCCAUCUCCUCUGGAACUCCCCCGCUGCAUGAUCUAGGAGCUCCAUGUCAGAAUUCUUCCAGUCCAGGCCUAGGGCAGAUGGCCAUCCAGGGAGCUGUUUGCCCAGCUCCUCCCUAGGUGUGUGCUGCUGUUACUUUUGAGGCAAAAAUAACAUCUGCAGCUGCUGGGAGCUUUGUUCCAGGCAAGAAGGCAAGUCUGGGAAGGACAGAAGUGCAGCUGCCUCAGCUACCCGCAGGAGGCUGGGCUCUGCUGUGGGCACCAGUAGGUGGUUUCUGCCAAUUCCCCCACAGCACCCAGGUUUCCUGCUCUGGUAUGAAGCCCACUGGAUCCUUCCUGUGUCACAAAGAGUAAGGCAGUUUCCCAGCAUUGGGAGUAGUCCAGAAGAAGCAGUGUCUCACUCUGAUCUGCCUGAGCAGUUUGUACUUGAGCCAUACCACCACAGGAGGGCAGACUUGGGCCCUUUCCAGCAGGCAGUGACAGGACAGGUAAGGGAUAGGUAAUGUGUGGAAUGAAUGGUGCAACUUAGGAGUCCCUUCAGAGGCACACAGUGGCCCCAUGGAGGAUUAGGGGCCUCUAACAACCACCCCUCCCCUAACCUGAGAACUCCCAAGGUUUCUGUGGAUCCUUUGAGGUUGGGUAGGUCAGAGGUGGGAAUGACAAUCUGCCAACACAUUGGCAGGCCCCCUGAAGAAAGCAGCAGAGGGCUGGAGCUGUAGCUCAGUGGCAGAGAACUUGCCAUCCUUAACACCACAUUUAAAAAUUAAAAGCAGGGCAUGGGUUGUGGCUCAGAGGUACAGUGCUUGCCUUGCAGUGUAAGGCCCCCGAGUUAAACAUUGUAUCCCUCUACAACUUUUUUUAAAUAAAAAUUUUAAAAAGCA
This is a messenger RNA of Marmota flaviventris (yellow-bellied marmot), 1918 nucleotides long. It is a transcript of the gene Rps19bp1, whose product is annotated as ribosomal protein S19 binding protein 1. Gene Ontology annotation, cellular component: nucleolus. The record is from RefSeq and is a predicted model, not a curated record. Lineage: Eukaryota; Metazoa; Chordata; Mammalia; Rodentia; Sciuridae. Gene Ontology annotation, molecular function: enzyme binding.